Syngnathoides biaculeatus (alligator pipefish) is the source of this 558-nucleotide messenger RNA. RefSeq names its product interferon phi 4 (gene ifnphi4). The coding region runs from base 1 to 558 and encodes 185 amino acids. Gene Ontology annotation, biological process: response to exogenous dsRNA; defense response. The transcript is spliced from 5 exons. Gene Ontology annotation, molecular function: cytokine receptor binding. Gene Ontology annotation, cellular component: extracellular region. The record is from RefSeq and is a predicted model, not a curated record. Lineage: Eukaryota; Metazoa; Chordata; Actinopteri; Syngnathiformes; Syngnathidae.
AUGAGCAUCGCCUUCGUGCUCUGGAGCAGCAACGCCGCAGACGCCUCGGGGUGCCCGUGGGUUCGAAACGAAUACUACAAAUAUUCUGAAGAAGCCAUCAAGUUACUGCAAAAAAUGGUCGUUCAGAACAUGGGGGAUCUCGAGACCCCUGUGGCCUUCCCCGACAAGCUGUACAAGCGAGCCGCCAACGAAUCGGCGUUUUUCCGUCUCAGUUUCGAGGCGCAGGUCCUGGAGGAGGUCGCCAACCUCUUUGACAAUAACCACGCGUCUUUGGCGCUGGACGAGGUGAAGCUGGACCACUUUCUCAACAUGAUCCACCAGCAGAUAGACGGCUUGCGGUCCUGUGUCUACAUUCCCCAUCAAUUCAAAACUUAUUAUUUUUAUAUUCAGAUCACCAACAAGAAGCCACGUUUCAACACAAAACUGCACAAGUAUUUCCAGAGACUUUCACAGGAGGUUCUGGAGCAAGAGAAGUUCAGCGCCCGGUCCUGGGAGAUGAUCAGAAGUGAAGCCAUAAUGCACAUUUUCCACGCGAGCCAGCUGACGCCAACUGAGUGA